AUGAUUAAGCUAAUUCCUCAGCCACCAGGUACAUUCUGGAUUGGUAAUCUCAAUGAACUGGAUUCCAACUUCGUUUUGGGUUCGUUCGAAAGACUCAAGAAACUAUACGGUGAUAUCUACAGACUGACUAUUCUUGGAAAAAAGGUCGUGGUGGUGUCCAAUCACGAACUGGUCGAUUUCGUGUGCGACGAGUCAAAAUUCGAUAAAGCGGUUGACGGUGUUUUGGAAGAAAUGCGAGCCUUGGGUGGUGAUGGGCUCGUUACUGCACAUACAUCAGAACCAAAUUGGAAACUUGCUCACAAGAUUCUCAUCCCUGCUUUUGGAGCUCAUGCGAUUCGAAAUAUGUUUCCAGAAAUGGUGGAUAUUGCUUCGCAACUGCUUCUUCGAUGGAAACGCUUUGCUGGAGAAGAAAUUAACGUUUGCGACAACUUUACCAGACUGACCCUAGAUACCAUAGCACUGUGCAGCUUUGAUUACCGAUUUAAUAGUUUUUACCAAGAAAAAAUGCAUCAUUUCGUCGAUGCCAUGAUCAAUGUCCUGAUCGAAAGUAACAAGCGCGUUCAACGAUUGCCGUUACAAAACACCCUCAUGAUGGGUACAGCACGACGGUAUUACGAGGACAUUGCAUACAUGCACAAAUUGUGUGAUGACAUAGUAAAGCAAAGAAGAGAACAUCCAAAUAAUACAAAUGAUUUGCUCAACCGAAUGAUUAAUGGAAAAGAUCCCGAGACUGGCUAUCAAUUGUCCGAUGAAAAUAUUCGGUAUCAAAUGGUCACUUUUCUGAUUGCCGGACACGAAACAACAUCCGGACUGCUCUCCUUUGCCUUGUAUUAUCUGCUCAAGAAUCCAUAUGCUUUGCAAAAAGCGCAAGCAGAAGCUGACCAAUAUGACGAAAUCACAAUUGAUACCUUGUCCAAAUUAAAGUAUAUCGAUGCGGUGCUCAAAGAAACACUUCGAUUACAACCUACAGCACCAAUUUUUACCGUACAGUCAAAAGAAGGCAAAGUUACGCUUCCCGGCGGCUACGAAAUUGACAAAAAUGACGUAAUUAUAAUUAUGUUGUCUCAACUACACCGUGAUCCGAAGGUAUGGGAUCGUCCAGAAGAAUUUCUCCCCGAACGAAUGCUCAAUGGAGGAUUCGAAAGCCUGCCAUCGAACGCAUGGAAACCUUUCGGAAAUGGUCAACGUAGCUGUAUUGGUCGACCUUUUGCUAUGCAAGAAAGUCUACUCGCCAUCGCACUCAUUCUCAAACACUUCAACAUCGAAUUUGUUGAUCCAACCUAUGAUCUCCGUGUUAAAGAGACAUUAACAAUCAAACCUGAAGGGUUCAAAGUGCGGGUGCGACCACGUAAAAAUGUUAGCAUUUCGCUGAACACAAGUGUCAAACAAGAUGGAACGGUACCUACAAAAGCACAGUCCCAAGAAGCCGACACAAGCCAUCUCAGACCGAUGUCAGUUCUCUUUGGCAGCAAUUCUGGUUCAUGCGAAUCCUUUGCCAGCAUUUUAGUCUCAGAAGCACCUAAGCAUGGAUUCAAUGCGACUAUUACGACUCUUGACUCGACACUCGGAUCUCUUCCGAGCGAUCGACCUGUAAUUAUUGUCACUUCUACAUACGAAGGUAAACCAUGCGACAAUGCAAGACAGUUCGUGGCAUACCUCGGAUCGAAACCAGAGCUCAAUAUCAACUACGCAGUGUUUGGAGCAGGCCAUCACGACUGGGUGAACACGUACCAAAAGAUUCCGAUUUAUAUCGAUGAGAUGAUUGAAAAAGGUGGUGGCAGAAGAAUUGUCGAACGUGGCGCUGGCGAUGCUGCUGGUGACUUUUACGGAGCAUUUGAAGCCUGGAAAGAGAAUCUUUUCCAAGUAUUACGACAAGCGGCUGGUGUUCAAAGUGUUAUCAGCAGCGAAAAACUUUCCAUCGAGAUUGUUAAUUCAACAAGGAAUCUCGGACAAAUCACAGAUGUCGGGAUGGUCAAAGAAAACAAACUGCUAGCCGAAGCAAAUGAAUUAGGACCUGCGAAACGGUAUCUCGAGAUUGAGCUGCCCAAGGGUCAAACCUAUCGAGCAGGAGAUUAUCUGGCCAUACUGCCAACGAAUCCGAUCGAAAUUGUUCAUCGAGUUUUUAAACGGUUCAACCUGUCUACCGAUACUCAGAUCAAAAUCCUUUCGUCGACGGAUACUUUUCUUCCUACCGGCUAUCCAGUGAGUGCAUUCGACAUUCUAAGCGGCUACGUCGAACUGACUCAACCGAUCAGCAGAAAACAAAUCGAAACACUUGCCGCACUGUGCAAAGACGAACAGGAACAAGCACAACUCGCAACUCUCGGUGGUGAUGCGUACCAGAUAGAGAUUCUCGACAAACGUCUCUCCACGCUUGACAUCCUCGAACUGUAUCAGUCUUGCGGACUCUCAUUUCCGCAGUAUCUUCGUAUGCUCCCGUCACUCCGCAUUCGCCAGUAUAGUAUCUCUUCUUCGCCUCUAUGGAAUUCGGAAGCAGUGGUACUUACUAUCGACGUACUUGAUGCCCCGGCACUCAGUGGACAUGGACGAUAUUAUGGUGUCGCAUCAAAUUACCUAGCUGGACUUAAAAAAGGCGAUCGCAUCAGCUGUAGUGUCCGAGCAAGUAACGCGGGCUUUCAUCUUCCCGCAGAUACAAAAGUGCCAGUGGUGAUGCUGGCGGCUGGAACUGGGAUUUCGCCGUUCCGUGGUUUCAUUCAGGAGCGAGCGGCACAACUUGUGUGCGGAAGAGAAGUCGGACCGGCGGUCCUCUACUUUGGGUGUCGAUCACAUGAAGACUUUUUAUACUUGAAUGAGUUGGACAAGUGGUCGAAACUUGGUGCGGUGCAAGUGAAACCUGCCUUUUCUCGGAAACGAGGCGAUGACAAAAAAUAUGUACAAGAUUUGCUUUGGGAAGAUCGGAAAGAGAUUGCGAAAUUAUAUCACGAAGAUGCACGUUUCUAUACCUGUGGAAGUGGAACGAAGCUUGCUGCGUCGUUGAAAACGUGCUUCAUCAAAAUUAUUGCAGAGGAUCAGCAAUGUGAUGAGGAAAAGGCAGCGGAGAUUUUAGAAAAGAUCUCCGUCAAUCGAUACAGCGUGGACGUUUUUGCAUAG
Didymodactylos carnosus is the source of this 3111-nucleotide messenger RNA. NCBI's taxonomy places the organism in Eukaryota, Metazoa, Rotifera, Eurotatoria, Philodinida, Philodinidae. The record is from the annotation of a GenBank genome assembly.